CGGACUGAGAUGAGCGACCAUGGAUGUAUACACUUGAAUAAUUUCAAGGCGGCCAAGGGGAUCCAGCCUUACAAAGUUAUUCACUCGUAUUUCGUGACCAGCACCUCCACCGAGGCACGCGUCAGGAAGGUGCGGACUCCUCACACACACACAAACACACACCUCUAUACUUGACCUUAAGUUUAUAUCGCCUACCCCCCGGCCGCCAUGUUCCUGACUUUCCGGUUCCACGUUCGCUUUUAGAUUUUUUUCCUAGGAUUAUUGAACUUUACUUCAAGUCUCAGUAUUUUUUUUAAUGUUCUUUGAUGUCGGUAGAUACUCACGGAAUUAUUACCGGUGAGGGUUCGGGGUUUGUUAAGAAGAAAUGAAUUUUUCUUAGAGUGUGGAACCGGGUGAUGAUUUUCGGACCGAGGCGUCAGCCCUGUUGGGGCUGGGGAUGGCUGGGCGCGUUUGGCAUGGAGUAUUCGAGUUUGUAGAGGUAGAUGUGCCAAGUAGACGCGGGCAGACAUAACCUAGGACUGAGGAGUGUUAAGGUUGAGGAUUGAGUUUCUAGGUUUCUGGAGAUCCUGCAAGGUUGGGGAAUUUCCCGUUUUUUGAGGCAGUAAGCUGCUUGUGUCAUACCUGUAAAACCUACAAGGAUCGGCUUCACUCAUGCCUGCACUGCAUAUUCUUUGGGUGUUACGGCAAUGGCCACAUACAGGAGCACGCAAAGAUGAAGAAACACUUUCUAGCCGUGGACCUCUGCUACGGAAACAUUCUGUGUUUCCAAUGUGGAGAUUAUGUCUACGACAGGGAGUUACUUGCUGUUGCAAAGACGCAGUGGAGCGAGUCGGCGAAGUGUCUCAGUCUGGGAGAGUUCUAUCGUGCCUGGGAGCCGACGCAGAUCGAGGCAGAGCUGUUGAGAAAGCAUCCAAGGCGAAGACGAGUCGUAGAAAAUUCUACUAUAGGCUUGAGGGGACUGAUAAACCUCGGGAGCACCUGCUUCAUGAACUGCAUCGUGCAAGCCCUGAUCCACACCCCUCUGCUGCGGGACUACUUCCUGGCUGACCGCCAUCACUGCCCACAGCCCAGCCGAUGUCUGGUCUGCGAAGUCUCCCACCUAUUCCAGGAAUUCUACUCCGGUAGCAAGGCGCCCCUAACUUUGCACAAACUGCUGCACCUGAUCUGGACCCAUGCAAGGCACCUAGCAGGCUACGAGCAGCAAGAUGCCCACGAGUUCUUCAUCGCCACCCUGGACGUCCUACAUAGGCACUGCGAAGCAGCCCCGAUACUUGUCAAGGACAAUCCGCACCAUUGCAACUGCAUAAUCGACCAGAUCUUCACUGGAGGAUUGCAAAGCGACGUGGUCUGUCAGUCCUGCAAUGGAGUGUCGACAACCAUAGACCCUUUCUGGGAUAUAUCGCUGGAUCUGGGCCCAGCUGCUGGUGCCUCUGGCUCCGACACCAAUGGUCCACCCACUUCGCUGCUGGAUUGCUUGGAAAGGUUCACCCGUGCCGAACACUUGGGCUCUGGAGCGAAGAUCAAGUGCAGCAAUUGUCAGACCUAUCGGGAAAGUACAAAGCAGUUUACCAUGAAGCAGCUGCCAAUAGUGGCCAGCUUUCAUUUGAAACGCUUCGAGCACUCCAGCGUCCAGGACAAGAAGAUCUCUACAUUCAUCUCCUUUCCGGAGCAGCUCGACAUGACACCUUUCAUGUCGCAUCGGCGCAAUGGCAACAAUAACAGCGCUGCCCUGGAGAGCCUCCCAAAGAAUGGCGAAGAGGCUGCCUUUAGCGAUAACAGGUACUCCCUCUUCGCCGUUAUAAACCAUGAGGGCUCGUUGGAGACUGGCCAUUAUACGGCGUUCAUCAGACAGCAACGAGAUCAAUGGUUUAAGUGUGACGAUCACCUGAUCACCAGGGCGAGACUCAAGGAUGUCCUAACUAGCGAAGGGUACCUUCUUUUCUAUCACAAGCAGAUCCUGGAGUACGGCAGGAAUAGCAAGAUUUGAACGUGCGCGAACGUACGUGUGUGUAAUUAAUUUAUUUAUCUUGAGGGGACGGAUGGCGGUAGAGUUAGGUGAGGUUAUGGAGUAGCAAUGUUCGUGUCGUAACGAGUGCAGUGCAGGGAAAGUGUCGGUUUCUGUCUCUGCGAUUUGCUCCGGUGGCCUGCAGGAGUUCUUUCGGCAGACGAAGCAGUAUCAGUGAAUGCUCUCGGGUGUUCUGGUGACACUGGAUCGCGGGUUUACUCAGUUCCUCUAGGAAGGCAGUGUAUUGGGAUGAACAUUUCCUCGGAUACUCGCUUUUCUGGCUCGUUGACUGCGGAAGAGGUUAUGGGCAGUGAAGUGUGUUAUUUAAGGAGUUCAACAAAUCCAUAACCGAUGUUUAGAAAUUUGAGAGAGAGCCUAACUCGUAUCGACGAAUUGUAACGACUGACGUCGAAGUCAAGUCUAAGGGACAUGAAUGAAUUUUAAUACUUUUAACCAUCCGUUGCCAAUGUCGAGCCUUCUUGUGUUUUUACAUCAUUACUCAAAGCAUGAGAAUUCUUGCCAAGCAAUGCUGCCCCCCGAGGAUCAUUUACUAGAUCGUUGAAUGUACUUCUUUGUUCCUCUUGUGGCCGCCGGGCAAAUUGGCAGUGUACAAAUGCCAAAACUCGCUUAAUUUAAAGGUUGUAAUGCUUCCUUUGCUCCCUUUUAAUCUUCGAAGCCAGCUGACACGGGUUUCCAUAUUGUGUUCAUUGAGAAACAUUAACGUAGAAAAGGAGACCGGCUCAAGGGAUCGUUCUAAUUCUCGGUUUAGAAAGGUGACGACUCAAAUGCCUCAAGUACUUGGGUAGAUUAAUCGAGUCUUUCAGAAAGUAGGAGAAUUAAAUAUACUGUUAUGGCUCGAGUCGUUCGAUGACCUACAGUUAAUCCUAUGAUAACCUCUUCGCUCGAUGACGAGGCAAGGAUGAACUUACAAAGCUUUAGGAGCGGAUCGGAGCAAUUUAAUCGACGAUUGCUCCGUCAGGUCUCUAUAACCGUAAGGCCGAUGCAGACCAUAGAAAUGAAAAAUCGUCGAGUAGGAUGCAUAUCGAGUCGGGAGGUCUACGAGAGUCUGUAAAGAAACACUAGGGUUAACGACUACACGUAAUUAGAGUUAAGUAACGGAAUCGUUGUACACUUAGCCCACAAAGUCUCAUAUUGCUAAGCGACUCGACUGCACCCUAUCCCAGAACCACAAGAUCCUUAACUGGCCCGAAGCGCGCGGUUGUAACCUUUUAUAUAAGGCUGAAAACAAUAAGUAUACAGAAAUAAAGAUAUAUUUCAACUGUGAGAGAUUA
This is a messenger RNA of Orussus abietinus, 3297 nucleotides long. It is a transcript of the gene not, whose product is annotated as ubiquitin carboxyl-terminal hydrolase 22. Lineage: Eukaryota; Metazoa; Arthropoda; Insecta; Hymenoptera; Orussidae. Gene Ontology annotation, molecular function: cysteine-type deubiquitinase activity; zinc ion binding. The record is from RefSeq and is a predicted model, not a curated record. The coding region runs from base 713 to 1987 and encodes 424 amino acids. Gene Ontology annotation, biological process: protein deubiquitination. The transcript has 6 exons.